AUGGCUUCCAACGAAUCUCCCGCUGCUCCCCAUGAGCCCCCCUACACAUACCUCCCCAACCAGGGCUACGAGCAGACCGAGUCUAUCCCUGUCGAGCUGAGAACCGUGGCCAACGAUGCUUCUGCCCACGUCCAACACGACGACGAAGCCGAGGAUGACGGUGAUCUCGAGGACAUUUUUGGCGAGGACGAGGAUAUCGAUGACGAGGAAUGGAGCGCCGACUCUGGCAACUUGACCAAGUCUUACAACCGCCAGCGCAUGUUCAACUCCAAUGAUGCCGCUCUUCCGCGCUCCAAUGCCCAAAGGCCGACCUCAAACACCAAGGCGAGCGUCGACGAUCAAAUCACUGCCCUCUCCAAGCAUGCUGCCAAGAUCCGCCUGGACGGCGUCAAGGAGAAUGACGAGAAGAGCAAGGACAAGGCGGACCGCGCAACGAGCGAGCAGGUGUUGGACCAGCGCACGCGCAUGAUCCUGCUCCAGAUGAUCAAUCGUGGCAUCGUCAGCGAGAUCCACGGCGCCAUCAGCACCGGCAAGGAGGCCAACGUUUACCACGCCAUCUUGCAUCCUGAGGGUGACGGCCCCAACAUCCAGCGGGCCAUCAAGGUGUACAAGACUUCGAUCCUGGUCUUCAAGGACCGCGAGCGCUACAUCACGGGCGAACACCGCUUCCAGAAGGGUUUCGACAAAAGCAGCAACAGGAAAAUGGUCAAGCUGUGGGCCGAGAAGGAGUUCCGCAACCUCAGGAGAAUACAUGCCGCCGGCAUCCCGUGCCCAGAGCCCAUCAGCCUGAAGCUGCACGUCCUGGCCAUGGGCUUCCUCGGCGACAAGAAAGGCUGGGCCUACCCCCGGCUGCGAGACGCCAACCUCACUGGCGACGAUGUGGAUCAGCAGUGGAGGAACCUGUACGUCCAGCUUUUGGGUCUCAUGCGCCGGAUAUACCAGGUCUGCCGCCUGGUCCACGCCGACCUGAGCGAGUACAACAUCCUGUACAACGACAAAAAACUGUACAUCAUCGAUGUCUCCCAGAGCGUCGAGCCUGACCAUCCCCGCGCGUUGGAGUUCCUGCGCAUGGAUAUCAAGAACGUCGGGGACUUCUUCAGGAGGAAGGGUGUCGACACGCUCAGUGACCGUGCCAUCUUCGACUUUGUUUCGGCGACCGAGGGUCCGGUCGAGGAGCCCGCUCUAGUGGAAGCACUUGAGAAGCUGUAUGAGACUAGACCUGCCGACAAUGAGGAGGCCGCCGCCGAGCAGGAGGUAGAUAACGAGGUCUUCCGAAAGCAGUACAUCCCGCAGACCCUCGAACAGGUCUACGACAUCGAGAAGGAUGCCGCGAAGAUUGGACAGGGUGAGGGCGACAAGCUUGUCUACAAGAACCUUCUAGCCGACACUGUCGUAAAGGAGGGCGAGGACCAGGAGGAGGAGAGCGAGUCUUCCGAGGACGAGUCGGGCAGUGGGGCGUCCUUGGCCAGCGGUGAUGAAGACGAGUCCAAGUUUGACAAGGCCCGGCCUAGAGGACGUAAGCAUGAAGACAAGGAGGAGAAGAAGCAACACAAAAUGGCCGUCAAGGAGGCCAAGCGCGAAAAGCGCAAAGAGAAGAUCCCCAAGAGCGUCAAGAAGAAGCUGGUGUCUGCUUCAUCUAGGAAGAAGCACUAA
This is a messenger RNA of Colletotrichum graminicola M1.001, 1653 nucleotides long. RefSeq names its product RIO1 family protein. The record is from RefSeq and is a predicted model, not a curated record. The coding region runs from base 1 to 1653 and encodes 550 amino acids. Gene Ontology annotation, cellular component: preribosome, small subunit precursor; cytosol. NCBI's taxonomy places the organism in Eukaryota, Fungi, Ascomycota, Sordariomycetes, Glomerellales, Glomerellaceae. Gene Ontology annotation, molecular function: ATP binding; protein serine/threonine kinase activity. Gene Ontology annotation, biological process: maturation of SSU-rRNA. The transcript has 2 exons.